AUAAUUAUUAAUAAUUUAAUGUAUUUUAAGUUAAGAUUUUUGAGAUUAGUUUUAUUGAUUUUAAUAGUAUUAAUGGGAGUGGCUUAUUUAACGUUAUUGGAGCGAAAGGUUUUAGGAUAUAUUCAGAGUCGAAAAGGGCCCAAUAAAGUUGGGUUAGUGGGAAUUUUUCAGCCGUUUAGUGAUGCUAUUAAGUUAGUUACAAAAGAGGUUUUCUUUGUUUUUAAAUCAAAUUAUAAUUUAUAUUAUAUUACUCCUAUUGUUAUAUUUAUAAUAAUAAUAAUAAUGUGAGUUUUGUAUCCGUUUAUUACUAAUAUUUAUUUUUUAAAUUAUUCAUUAUUAUUAAUAAUUAUUUUCUUAUCUGUGAUAGGUUAUGUGGUAGUAUAUUUGGGAUGGUCUGCAAAUUCCAUGUAUUCAAUAAUAGGGUCUAUUCGUUCAGUAUCUCAAAUGUUGUCGUAUGAGGUGAGGUUUAUUCUUAUUAUUUUAAUUUUAAUAAUUUUGAGGGAGAGUUAUUCUUUUAAUAGUUUUGUUUAUUUUCAAUAUUAUCUUUGGUAUAUUGUUUAUUUAUAUCCAUUGUUUUUAGUUUUUUUUAUUAGGAUUUUGGCAGAAUUAAAUCGAAGUCCCAUAGAUUUUAUUGAAGGGGAAUCAGAGCUAGUCUCUGGAUUUAAUGUGGAGUAUUUUAGGGGCGGAUUUGUAUUAAUUUUUCUGAGGGAAUAUGGGAUGAUCUUAUUCUUUAGUAUAAUUAUAGUUUUAAUAUUUAUAAAUGUUAGUUUUAAUAUUUAUUUUAUGGCAUUAUGAGUAAAUUUUAUAUGUUUGUUGAUUAUCAUGAUACGAGGACUAUUGCCUCGGAUGCGGUAUGAUGAAUUAAUGUAUUUAUGUUGAAAGAUUGUUUUACCUGUAGUUUUAAUGUAUAUGUGUUUUAUUUUAGGGUUUAAGUACUUAUUGGUAGCUAUUUUAUUAUAAUAAAUUUAAUGUUAGGUGUGUAUAGAGAGAAGACGGGGAGGUUAAUAUAAGAAUAAAA
Molecule: messenger RNA, 1018 nt
Organism: Camponotus floridanus (Florida carpenter ant)
Lineage: Eukaryota; Metazoa; Arthropoda; Insecta; Hymenoptera; Formicidae
Product: NADH-ubiquinone oxidoreductase chain 1-like
Exons: 1
Biological process (GO): aerobic respiration
Cellular component (GO): membrane
Molecular function (GO): NADH dehydrogenase activity
Source: RefSeq, a predicted model, not a curated record